CGGGUAGGUAAUCAUAUCAAUGUUUUCCAAAUCGCUGUCAUAGUAUUAGUAUAGUAUUGUCAAUUAAUAUUUUUCUCACUGUAUUCGAUGAAUUGAGGUUUAAUUUUGAUUAAGAAAACAAUGUUACUAUCACAUUUUUUUAAAUAUGACACAUAUUGAUCAAUAAAUGAAUUUAGAAUAUGGAUAAUCAAGAAUCUGAAGAGAGUAAUGAAAAUGUUUUGCCUGAAAAUAAUUGUACUGAUGAUGACAAUGAAAGCACUACAUCUGAAGAUUUGGAUUUGAAGUUAAAGUAUGGGCGAUUAGCAAAUGAUUUACAAAUAAUUUUAACUAAUGACUCUGCAAGCUGUAUAGCUGUUCAUCCUAAAUUUGUUUGCAUUGGUACAGAUUGGGGAGUUAUUCAUUUGUUGGAUCACCAAGGAAAUAGUGUUAAAAAUAAGGCCCUUAGAGCACAUUCUGUUGCUGUCAAUCAGAUUAGCAUUGAUGCUAAAGGUGAUUACAUAGCUAGCUGUUCUGAUGAUGGAAAGGUUCUUGUUUUUGGGUUGUACAGUUCAGAUAAUAAUCAUGAUAUUAAACUUGGACGGCUUGUCAGAUCAAUUGCCAUUGACCCAAAUUAUUAUAAAUCUGGGUCUGGGAGGCGGUUCAUAACAGGAGAUGAAAGGCUGGUACUUCAUGAGAAGGUAUUAUUUUCCCGUGUAAGGUCUACUGUUAUUGCUGAGGCUUCGCAAGAGGGAGGAGUAAAAACUAUGAAAUGGAGUCCCGGUGGUGAAUUUCUUGCAUGGGCAUCUCAUGCAGGUUUCAGGGUUUAUGAUCUUGUCGCAAGAGCUUCGCUUGGCCUUGUCAAAUGGUCAAAUAAACCACAGGUAGAUAUGAAGUGUCAUAUAUGCUGGAAGAAUACUCACACACUGAUUGUUGGAUGGGCUGAUACAGUUUGGGUUUGCAAUGUAGAAAGGAGAUCUGUUGUGACCCCUAUGGAUGCUUCAGUAUAUGUUGUGCGCCCAAUUUACACCUUUCAAACUGAGUUCUGGGUAUGCGGUGUCAGUCCUUUGAAUGAGAAUCUUGUUCUUCUCGGUUGCGUUAAAGACAGUCAAGGCGAGAGACCUCAGCUUCAUAUAGUUAAACCAGAAGAAGAUGAUUAUACUGAUUUAAUUAUCGAUAGUCUUUCACUCCGUGGUUUUCAAAAGUACACUCCCUCUGAAUACUCUCUAGAAUGCUUGGUUGAUGAAUCAAGAUUUGUCAUAUUAAGCCCAAAGGAUAUUGUUGCCGCUUGUCCUUACGACAGUGACGACAAAAUAGAUUGGCUUCUUGAACAUUGUAAAUUUGAAAAUGCGUUGGAGGUUGUUUCGUCAGCUUCGAAAUCUCUCAUACGCCAUACCUUACAUAGUGUAGGCAGAGCUUAUCUUGAUCAUUUACUGGCUUCUGGGAAAUACGAUCAAGCUGCCCUGCAUUCAUAUAAAAUUUUAGGAGAUGACAAAUAUGGUUGGCAAAAGGAAAUUUAUAAAUUCUACAAAGUUAACCAAUUGAGGUCUGUUGCUAAAUAUUUACCAUGCACGCCUGAAGCAUCUCUCUCUUCUAGUAUUUAUGAAAUGGUGCUGUGUGAAUAUUUGAAGAAUGAUUCUGAUGGUUUCUUGGAAACAAUAAAGAAAUGGUCACUCCCUGGCCUUUACAAUGUACAAGCUGUGAUAAAUGCCACUCUCGAACAUAUUUUGGAAAGUGAUCCAAAGACAAACCUGGUCUUACUCGAGGCCCUUGCCAUUUUAUAUUCUUACUCGGGAAAGCAUGAUAAAGCUCUUGCCAUGUAUAUUAAGAUUCAAAAUAAAGGAGUGUUUGAUCUAAUAAGAAGUCAUGAUCUGUAUUCCACCUGUGAGUCUAUGCUAAAAGAAUUAAUGAACUUAGAUGCUGAUAAGACAAUUAGUAUUUUAAUGGAAAGCAAAGUAUUUGAUAAGGACCUUAUAGUAUCAAAGCUUUCAAACAAUAGCUACUACCUCUAUCUUUACCUAGAUGCCUUAGAAAGAAGAGAUCCUAAAAAUUGUUACAAGUAUCAUGCUCAGCUUGUCAAGCUCUAUGCUGACUUCAAUAGAGAAAAACUUCUUCCCUUGCUUAAAGAGAGUAAUCACUUUUCGAUACAAGAGGCUCUGGAUAUUUGUCAAGAGCACAACUUCCUACCAGAAAUGGUUUACCUUUUAGGUCGUAUUGGAAAUACUCAAGAAGCCCUAAGUCUUUUAAUGAAAAUUGGGGACAUAGAAAAGGCGAUCAACUUUUGUAAAGAACAUGAUGAUCAAGAUUUGUGGGAAGAUUUGAUAAAUUACUCUCUCAAAAAACCAGAAUUUAUCACAAUACUGCUGCAGAGGAUAGCUGCUUUCGUCGAUCCAAGGAUGCUUGUACAAAGAAUAGAAAAUGGUAUAGAAGUACCUGGCCUCAAAGCUUCACUAGUCAAAAUGCUUCAAGAUUAUAAUCUUCAGGUAUCCGUCCAAGAAGGCUGCAAUGCGAUUAUUGCAGCUGAUUAUUUCAAUCUUCAUCAGCGAGUUGUCGAUAUUCAGCAAAAGGGCACGCUUGUAGGAGAUGAACAUUUCUGUGGAGUGUGUCACCUCAAAGUCAUAACAAAAAAUACAAAAGACGUACACCCUCCUGCUGACUUUCUGCUAUUUCACUGUAAUCAUAUAUUCCACGAGUCAUGCUUGCCUUCAGAUUCUAAAAUUUGUCGGAUAUGUACAACGCAGAAACAGAGAAUUAUUUUUUAAUAUUUAUAUUAAAUUUUUUUUUAACUACACAGUUUGUCUAAUAUGUACAUUUUUAAUAUAUUGUUAUCUUCUUUUAUGCUCAAUUUUUUUUUAUAUGUAUUCUAAAUGUUUUGAUAAGAAUAAAUAAACAUGUGAUAUAUUUC
Nezara viridula (southern green stink bug) is the source of this 2881-nucleotide messenger RNA. NCBI's taxonomy places the organism in Eukaryota, Metazoa, Arthropoda, Insecta, Hemiptera, Pentatomidae. The record is from the annotation of a GenBank genome assembly.